AUGCAAACAAAAUCAGUUGACCAGUCAGGUCAACUCUCUCACAAAUAUCACCUUCCACGAAACCAUCUCUUAUUCUUUCCACUUAAAUUACACCAUUCAAUUCAAUUCAUUUCCAUUCAUGCCCUUUUUUUCUUUCUCUCAAUCAUUUCACUUUUUCUCUUUGCUUUUAUGGAUCACGUCACCGAAGCUCUCCUGGCUGCCAUAGGCAGCUUCAUCGUCGUCACAAUCAUAUUCGCCGCCAUCAUACUCGUCUGUCAGCACCGCAAAACCACCCAAUCCCGCCGCAAUAACCAGAUUCGAACCCGACCACUUCGAAACCCAAAUCAUUAUCCUACCAGCUCAAACUCCCUCCCGGUGGACGCCAGCUGGUCAGAAGACCCCAAUCUCAAGAUCUCCAUGGAAGAACUCUCCCGCGCCACAAAUGACUUCUCCCCAAACCUCAUCGUCGGCGACGGCAGCUUCGGUCUCGUCUACAAAGCUCGUCUCUCCAACGGCGCAAUCGUCGCUGUAAAAAAACUAUCCCCCGACGCCUUCCAAGGCUUUCGCGAAUUCGCGGCGGAGAUGGAAACCCUAAGCAAGCUUCGUCACCAAAACAUCGUCAAGAUCAUCGGUUACUGGGCCUCAGGACCUGAACGGUUACUCGUUUACGAGUUCAUCGAAAAAGGAAACCUCGAUCAGUGGCUUCACGAAUCUUCUUCCUCUACUCGCCAAAACGACAACGUAUCAACUUCAAUCGAUCUAAUUCGUUCUCCUUUGCCUUGGGAAACAAGAGUCAACAUCAUGCGAGGCGUUGCUCACGGGCUUUGCUAUUUACACGGGCUAGAAAAGCCCAUUAUUCACCGUGACAUCAAAGCUAGCAAUGUGUUGCUGGACUCUGAUUUUCAGGCCUAUAUAGCUGAUUUCGGGCUCGCACGUAGGAUGGAUAAAUCACAUUCGCACGUGUCAACGCAGGUGGCGGGUACUACUGGUUACAUGCCCCCUGAGUAUUGGCAAGGGUCUAAUGUAGCAUACCCGAAAGUAGAUGUGUAUAGUUUUGGAGUGUUGAUGAUUGAAACUAUGGCGGGCCACAGGCCCAAUUUGUCAGUGAAAUUAGAAGGAACCGAUAUUGGGCUUGUUAAUUGGGCCAGGAAGAUGAAGGAACGGAACACUGAAAUGGAGAUGCUGGAUGUAAAUAUUCCAAGAGAAGAAGGGUUGAAGGAGGAGAGUGUUAGGGAGUAUGUACACAUUGCUUGUAUGUGCACUAAUGAGUUACAGAAAAAUAGACCCCAAAUGGAAGAGGUUGUCAAAUUAUUGGAUUCAAUGCCCCUAUAAACAAUCCAAUCCUACGUGCCAUAGUAUGAAGCAUGAUUUAUUGAGAAUUGAUCAUCAUCAUAUUCAUGUAAAUAUAUACAUUCAGGCCAAAUACUAUGGCAAAUAGGAUUGGAUUGAUGUAAUUAAAUUGUAUUGCUACAAAAUUAAUUAGAUUAGUUUUCAUUCGGGUGAAGCACAUUUAUUGUUGUUGCCAAUUAAGUUGUAAGUUUUGCGUUAGGUUUAUUUUAGUAAGUUUUAUCUAAAUAUGUACCAAGAUAAAUAUGGAAUUUCUUUCCUCUAUUUAUUUUUAUACUUACUGAUGAAGUCUCUAUUGUGUGACGUGUAUGGUAUCAGUCACCUUUUUGAAGAUACUUGUGGUAUGUACAUGCGAUAAAAUCGAUACAAGUCCCACAUCGAUUGAUCUAAAACUCUUCCAAGGGUUUAUAUAUAAGCAGUGAGGGACGUUGAGGUACCGGGCAUGGUAACGCGUGCUUGUUACCCAAGUGGGGGUAUUAAAGUGUAGGAAGCUAUCCACGAUUGGAUUGAGCGUGAUGUCAAUUUGGUCGAAGCAGCGUUUAAAGAGAGAGCCCUAAGAUUGGUUUUGAAAUAAUUCGGACUGUAGGCUUAGGGUGUAUUGACCUGAAGUGUUCAGGUUAACGUUGGCUUUAUAGAGCAGCGCUCUCAAUAAGUGGAGGUGAUUCCAGUUGCGUCGGCCAAAUCUGAU
Lathyrus oleraceus (garden pea) is the source of this 2014-nucleotide messenger RNA. Its product is annotated as phytosulfokine receptor 2. Gene Ontology annotation, biological process: protein phosphorylation. Gene Ontology annotation, molecular function: ATP binding; protein kinase activity. The record is from RefSeq and is a predicted model, not a curated record. NCBI's taxonomy places the organism in Eukaryota, Viridiplantae, Streptophyta, Magnoliopsida, Fabales, Fabaceae. Bases 1 to 1311 code for a protein of 436 amino acids. The transcript has a single exon.